Molecule: messenger RNA, 1188 nt
Organism: Camelina sativa (false flax)
Lineage: Eukaryota; Viridiplantae; Streptophyta; Magnoliopsida; Brassicales; Brassicaceae
Source: RefSeq, a predicted model, not a curated record
GUUUUAUUAUCUUGGCUUGAUUAAGAAUAAGAUCGACUCUGGAGUGGAAUGCACAAAGAGGAAGUAGUAGGUUCCAGGGCUUGUGUUGUAAGUUUUACUUGUAACUAGGAUAUAUCAUCAUAAUUCCAGCAUUCAAUGACGGUCCCAAGGAGUAGUGAUAGGCAAGUACAUUUUUUGGAUACAGAGAUGCUUCGACAAAUAAUAUACUGUACAAACAACAUACACGGGAUACAAAAUAAUAGCUAACAAUACACGUGUCAUAUGUUAAUUGGCUUAAAAGAAUAGUGCAUAAAUAAAAACAUAACGAGAAUCCAAACCAACGGUGCUUGCGAGUUUUUGGUUCCAAAAGUUCUUCCCGGGAGAAGAAAAGAAAGUCGUCGUUUGUUUUUCUUGUUCUAAUUCUUCUUCUUCUUCUUCUUCUUCUUCUUCUUCUUCUUCUGGGGGGAGGGCCGUGUGAUCUUGAUUUGAUAAAGAAUGGAUCAGAUCUUCAACAAGGUUGGAUCCUAUUGGAUAGGCCAGAAGGCCAAUAAGCAGUUUGACUCCGUCGGUACCGAUCUCAACUCGGUGUCAACGAGCAUUGAAGGAGGAACAAAAUGGUUGGUCAACAAAAUCAAAGGGAAAAUGCAGAAGCCGUUGCCUGAGUUACUGAAAGAGUAUGAUCUACCCGUGGGAAUCUUCCCGGAGGAUGCCACAAACUAUGAGUUCGAUGAACAGAGCAAGAGACUAACUGUUAUGAUCCCAACCAUCUGUGAAGUUGGGUACAAGGAUUCAUCAGUCUUGAAAUUCGCCACAACGGUAACAGGACACCUUGAGAAAGGCAAGUUAGCAGAGGUGGAAGGAAUCAAGACAAAAGUUAUGAUAUGGGUUAAAGUGACAAGCAUAUCCGCAGAUGCAUCAAAGGUCUAUUUCACUGCCGGAAUGAAGAAGAGCCGGAACCGAGAUGCUUACGAGGUUUUAAGAAAUGGCGUCCGAGUCGAUAAAUUCUAGCCAUCCUUUUGGUUAUUAUUAUUUUACUCUUUCUAUUUAUCAAUUCUUCCCAAAGUUUCAAGCUUUUUUUUAUUCUUCUUUUUAACAUUUUGGGAAGCCUACCUGAUCGAUUAAACCUUAAUUCAUGAUUGUGAGGAAGAAAAUAUAUAUAUGUCUUUCGGUUAACUUAGGAGGCCUAGAAUCCUACUUUUGCCUCUUGCA